AUGUCCUGCCUCUGGUCUGGCCUGGGUCAGGGCUUGGGGGACGAUGUUGAGGAGACCCAGGUUCCCAAAGAGGAGAAGACCACCCCCCGGCUCAGCCCAUCGGCCUGCAGGGGACCCACGGGCCGUUCGAGUGACAUGGCAGCAUCCAACGUGUCUCACAAUGUGAGCUCCUGCAGUCCCAUACUGGCCCCUUUCCUGACCAGGCUGUACUUGGUGGUGCUCAUCGUGGGCUUGGCCGGGGUGAUCUCCAUCCUGUUCCUGCUCGUGAAGAUGAACACGAGAACUGUGACCACCACGGCCGUCAUCAACCUGGUGGUGGUCCACGGCCUUUUCCUCCUGACCGUGCCCUUCCACCUGUCCUACCUCAUUCGCCAACACUGGGACUUCAGCUGGGACUUCUGUAAGUUUGUCAGUGCCAUGCUCCACAUCCACAUGUAUCUCACUUUCAUCUUCUACCUAGCCAUCCUGCUCACCCGCUACCUCAUCUUCUUCAAGAGGAAAGACAAGGUGGAGUUCUACCGGAAGCUGCAUGCUGUGGCCGCCAGCGUGGCCCUGUGGCUUCUGAUCCUGGUCCUCAUCAUCCCCGUGAUGUUCUCUCACUAUGGGACGUAUGGGAAGUAUGAUGAGAAGCACUGCUUCAGCUUCCAGAAGGAGCUGACCCAUUACCCUGUGAAGAUCGUCAACUACUUCAUUGCUGCCGGGGUCAUCGUCCUGGCCUGCCUCCUUUUGGCCUGCCAGGUAUUCAUCACCGUGACGGUGAUGAGGAAGCUGCCCCAUCCUUUCCUCUCCCACCAGGAGUUCUGGGCUCAGCUGAAGAACCUGUUCUUCAUUGGCAUCAUCUUCGUCUGUUUCCUCCCCUAUCACCUCUUCAGGCUCCACUACCUCCAGAACGAGAGCCCGAAGGACAAAUGCAGUCAGCUGGAGUUCUUCAACGAAGUUUUCCUCAGCCUAUCAGCCCUCAGCUGCUUCGACCUGCUCUUAUUUGUGAUCGGUGGGAGCCGUUGGUUUAAACAGAAUAUCAUCCACCUGCGGGGUAGCCUCUCCUGUUGCUAGGGCCCCUUGACUAGCUGAGCUGGCUCGUGAGGUUCUCAGGAGGGAAGGAGAAGUGGAAAAAGAUCCUCAGGCUUCCUUUUGCCAGGAUUUGGGAUUUUCCUCCAU
Molecule: messenger RNA, 1158 nt
Organism: Tachyglossus aculeatus (Australian echidna)
Lineage: Eukaryota; Metazoa; Chordata; Mammalia; Monotremata; Tachyglossidae
Gene: GPR141
Product: G protein-coupled receptor 141
Exons: 2
Coding region: 1-1053 (350 amino acids)
Biological process (GO): G protein-coupled receptor signaling pathway
Cellular component (GO): membrane
Molecular function (GO): oxysterol binding; G protein-coupled receptor activity
Source: RefSeq, a predicted model, not a curated record